Molecule: messenger RNA, 1513 nt
Organism: Triplophysa rosa
Lineage: Eukaryota; Metazoa; Chordata; Actinopteri; Cypriniformes; Nemacheilidae
Gene: psmc1a
Product: proteasome 26S subunit, ATPase 1a
Exons: 11
Coding region: 75-1397 (440 amino acids)
Biological process (GO): proteasome-mediated ubiquitin-dependent protein catabolic process
Cellular component (GO): proteasome regulatory particle, base subcomplex
Molecular function (GO): proteasome-activating activity; ATP binding; ATP hydrolysis activity
Source: RefSeq, a predicted model, not a curated record
AGGUGGCGCUGCUGCACUGUGGUGACAGUGUAAAGAACAAGUAAAGUGAAAACGAAGAAAGGCACCAGACGACAAUGGGUCAAAGUCAGAGUGGAGGUCAGGGACCCGGUGGGGGAAAGAAAGAUGACAAGGAUAAGAAGAAGAAAUAUGAACCCCCUAUUCCCACCAGAGUUGGGAAAAAGAAGAAGAAAGUAAAGGGGCCAGAUGCUGCUAGCAAACUCCCGCUGGUUACGCCACACACACAAUGCCGACUGAAACUCCUGAAACAGGAGAGAAUUAAAGACUAUCUGUUGAUGGAGGAGGAGUUCAUCAGGAAUCAGGAGCAGAUGAAACCUUUGGAGGAGAAACAAGAGGAAGAGAGAUCUAAAGUAGAUGACCUGAGGGGGACGCCAAUGUCUGUGGGAACUCUGGAGGAGAUUAUUGAUGAUAAUCAUGCCAUUGUGUCGACCUCAGUGGGUUCUGAACAUUAUGUCAGUAUUCUCUCAUUUGUGGACAAGGAUCUUCUGGAGCCUGGCUGUUCAGUGUUGCUAAACCACAAGGUUCAUGCAGUGAUCGGGGUGCUGAUGGAUGACACAGAUCCGCUAGUGACAGUGAUGAAAGUAGAAAAAGCCCCACAGGAGACGUAUGCAGACAUCGGAGGACUGGACAACCAGAUUCAAGAGAUCAAGGAGUCUGUGGAGCUUCCGCUGACACAUCCGGAGUAUUAUGAAGAAAUGGGAAUAAAGCCCCCAAAAGGGGUGAUUCUCUAUGGCGCACCUGGGACAGGUAAGACCCUUCUGGCAAAGGCAGUGGCUAACCAGACCUCCGCCACCUUCCUGAGGGUCGUGGGCUCCGAGCUUAUUCAGAAGUAUCUGGGCGAUGGUCCCAAACUGGUGCGAGAACUCUUCAGAGUUGCUGAGGAACACGCACCAUCCAUCGUCUUCAUUGAUGAGAUCGAUGCUAUAGGGACAAAGAGGUACGAUUCUAAUUCAGGUGGGGAGCGGGAGAUCCAGAGAACUAUGUUGGAGCUGCUGAACCAGUUGGAUGGAUUCGACUCUCGUGGAGACGUCAAAGUCAUCAUGGCGACUAAUAGGAUAGAGACCCUCGAUCCAGCCCUCAUUAGACCAGGCAGAAUUGAUCGUAAGAUAGAGUUCCCACUGCCAGACGAAAAGACCAAGCGCAGAAUCUUCCAGAUCCACACCAGCAGGAUGACGGUGGCGGAUGACGUGACCUUGGAUGACCUCAUCCUAGCGAAAGAGGACCUGUCUGGAGCCGACAUUAAGGCUAUUUGCACCGAGGCAGGUCUGAUGGCUCUGAGGGAACGACGCAUGAAAGUCACAAAUGAAGACUUUAAGAAGUCUAAAGAAAACGUUCUCUACAAGAAGCAGGAGGGGACGCCAGAAGGCCUCUACCUUUAACCUGUCACUAGUCAAGUUCCACUCUUCACCAUUUGUUUUGUCUAUAUUAACACUUUCUCCUGAUGUUACACUCUGGUCAUUUGAGCUUGAUGGCAAUUAAACAUUUCUUAAAUGCG